GAUCGCAAGUGUGCAAAGCAUGGCCAAGUACAGGAAAGUGACUCCCGAGGGAGGAUGGGGAUAUAUUGUGGGCUUGGGAUUGGCAGCGUCUCUCAUGUGCGCUUUGGGGACUUUGCCGUCGUUUGGACUCAUGUUUGGUGACUUCCUGAAGGAUUUGGGUGAGGAAACGAGUGCGAUCGCCCUGAUCACGAGCUGCUUCUUCAGCUCCUUCAGCAUCGCUGGACUCUUCACAAACACUCUCUUCAAGAAGUACUCAGUGCGGAAGAUCGCUCUGGCCGGGGCUUUUCUCUACGUCAUCGGGAGUGUGAUGGUGAUCUUCGUGACGACAGUCACUCAGCUGCUCGUCUCCUUUUCGGUGGUUCAAGGCAUCGGCUUCGGCCUGAUCAUUCCAUCGGCGUACACGACAUUCAAUCUCUACUUCAAGGAGAAGCGAGUGUUCAUCAUGAGCAUCGCGCAGACGCUGAUCGGCCUGGGAUCGAUGAUCUAUCCGAUCGUCAUUCAGUGGCUGAUGGACAACUACGGCUUCCGCGGCUGCAUGGCGAUCAUGGCGGCGCUCAACGGGCAUGCAAUUGUGGGGAUGCUCGUGAUGCAUCCCGUGGAGUGGCACAUGAGGAAGGUGAAGGUGGAGGACAGCGAGGCUGAGGGUGCGAGAGACUACAAGAUCCCCCGCAAGGGCGGUCACGAGGAUGAGGACGUGACGGUGGAGAAGCUGCUGACGAAGACGCCCGUGCAGCAGAUCAAGGAUGAGGAGGAGAAGGUGAAAUCGCGGCGCGCCUCGAGCAUUCCCAGUCUGGGCAACUGGACGGGGCCGAUUGUGAUCAGUGACGCGUCGGAGAGGGACAAGCGGCCCGCCGGGAAGUGGCAAGUGCUCGUGGACUUCCUCGAUCUCACGCUCAUGACUGAUCUUACGUACGUGAACAUCGUGCUGGGCAUCUCGUUCGCCCUGUUCUCCGACAACACCUUCUUCGCCGUGCUGCCGAUGUACCUGUUCGAGCUGAACUUCUCCAAGCAAGACGCGGCCAAGAUCAUCGCCAUCGGCGCCGCGGCGGACUUGAUCUCCAGGACUUUUCUCGCCCUCGCGAGCACGUGCAUCAAGGUGAAGUCGCGCUACGUGUACAUGGCCGGCGCGGCGUUCACGGUUGCCGCGCGAUUCGCUCACCUUUGUGUGUUCGACUUCAAUGGCAUGGCGUUUAUCAUUGGCAUCAUGGGAUUUCUCCGGACGUGGAUUCACGUCACACUUCCACUGGUCUUUGCUGAGCAUCUGCCGCAGGAAAGAUUUCCCUCUGGCUAUGGACUGUUUAUGGCCAUUUCUGGCUUCAUUGGCUUCGUCGUGGGUCCGAUCAGUGGCUACAUUCGCGACGCCACGCGCAGCUACCCGAUCUUCUUCCACAGUCUCAAUCUCUGCAUGGCUCUCUGCGCCGUUCCCUGGAUCCUCGAAGUGCUCUACCUCAAGUUCCUGCGCCGGAAGCCGGCGGACGUGCCCUCGGUCACGGUGAUCGAGAUGGAGGAGCGGCCGGUGAAUGGUAACUAAAGUGCAUGG
This is a messenger RNA of Phlebotomus argentipes, 1540 nucleotides long. Its product is annotated as monocarboxylate transporter 9. Bases 20 to 1531 code for a protein of 503 amino acids. NCBI's taxonomy places the organism in Eukaryota, Metazoa, Arthropoda, Insecta, Diptera, Psychodidae. Gene Ontology annotation, biological process: monocarboxylic acid transport; transmembrane transport. The transcript has 4 exons. Gene Ontology annotation, molecular function: monocarboxylic acid transmembrane transporter activity. The record is from RefSeq and is a predicted model, not a curated record.